Anthonomus grandis grandis is the source of this 2873-nucleotide messenger RNA. It is a transcript of the gene DZIP1, whose product is annotated as cilium assembly protein DZIP1. Gene Ontology annotation, biological process: cilium assembly. Gene Ontology annotation, cellular component: cytoplasm; ciliary basal body. The transcript is spliced from 8 exons. The record is from RefSeq and is a predicted model, not a curated record. The coding region runs from base 109 to 2544 and encodes 811 amino acids. Lineage: Eukaryota; Metazoa; Arthropoda; Insecta; Coleoptera; Curculionidae.
AGUGUUUACUGUCAUAAAAAAAAAUAUAAACAAAUUCUUUCCCAUUUAAAUGGUUUAAAAAACCAUGGUUUGGAAUAUUUCAAAAGUGGUUUGUUAAAUAAGAGUAAAAUGGCAAGUAAAAUGUGGACGGACGAUUAUCAGUGGCAUUAUGACUAUGUUAGACUCGCCUGGGACACAGGGUUCUCCUUUGAAAAGUGUAAAAAUCCUAAUCUGGACAAGAAUCAAAUAGGUAUAGCAGAUGUAGAUCGUAUAGUAAAAGAACGAGAUGUGGGAACCGUCGAUCGCUACAUCUCCACGGUAGUUCAGUAUAUUCUUGAAGAUGAACAAGCAAAAGUUUUGGACGUGAAUUUCGUUAAAAUGUUCAGAUUGAGCCAACUGGCAGUCGAGUAUUUAUUAUUUUGCAAGAAGUACUUGGAUAAUACAGUGGUAUUGCUAAAAAAGGAGCUUGCAAAAAAUCAAGACGAAAGUAAAGAACUUAAAACUUAUAUAAGUGAAUUGGAAUCCCACUUAGACACGAUUUCGAAACAACACGCUUUGUCAACAUAUAAAUGCACCUCUUGUUAUAAAGCCUUUUCUUCAGAAGAAUACUUGAAAUCCCACAUAAAGAGGCGUCAUGAGAAUCAGAACACACAAAUCUACAACGCCGAAACAGAUAAACUAAACAGCGAAAUUAAAGAGCUAAAAGAAAGGUUAAACGCUGCAGAGAAGCUUUUGAAAGAGAAAAAUGAGCAAAUGCCUGAAAAGAAUAUGUUCGAAAUGGACAAUACCAGCUCCAAAGUCUCCGAACUCUUAGAUAAAUUCGAACAAUUUAAACAUCAAGUUGAUACUGAAAUGAAAGACUUGAAAUUGCAAAAAUCAUUUUACGAGCAAAACUACGCGAAACUAUUCGAAUUGGCAAUUCAAAACAAGGAAAAUGUAGAACCUAAAAGUGACGCCAAAGACACUUUGAAGUCUGAAACAGCAAUACAAACAGACAGGUUAUUGAACAUCGAGAGUGUUAUCGACAAAAACGUAUUGGAAAUAAAAGAUAUAGAAAGCGGUUCUGAUAGCGAUAAAACCGCUGCGAAUCAGGCGGCCAAUUUAGAUCUGAUUAAAGAAACUAUUGAGAGUAAAAUGACCACCUCGUUGGCGGGCAUAGAGAAUCAGAUGCAAGCGUUUUGGGAGAAACUAGUUCAGAUAGAACAGAGCAAGUAUCGAAUUCAGGAAUCUGUAAUUACACAACAGGAUAUAUCAGGGGAUGCCUAUGAUGUAAAACCGAGGGUUAAACCUAGAAGUAAAUUGACAAACACUAUACCUAACCCAGAUCAACAAGCAAACAAUAAUGAGAGAGAGAAACUACGACAGGCCCUGGAGGAGCUAGAACAGAGACAAGAAGACAAGAAAGCGGAGGUUAAUGGAAGUAAAAGUAUGGUUGUGGAACCUGUAAUAGUAAAAAGGGAACUGAAGAGGGCACAAAGUGUAAAAGUCAGCUCAGACAGUAGUGAAUCUGAUUCGGAUUCAACCAGUUCAGAGGAUCAGUGUCAGGAGGAACUGCUGGAAAAUCACAAACGCCAAGAAAGUAAAAGAGUUGAAGCUGCUUUGAAAUCAGUAUCCACUGUCCCUAUUAAAUCCAAAACGCACGGUAAGAGACGACAUUUAAUUACCGAAAACCAGGAAGAUGCCAGUGCGAGAAAAUCCCCUUUGCCUACCCUAGAAGAAACAACGGAAAAUGUGGUGUCUGCAGUGGCAGAACGUUUACAGGAUCUCGGAAUUUCACAAACCUGGAAACGCAUACCCGUACGAUCGUUCGAAAAAGCCUUGGAAAUCAUUAACCAUCAAGCCAUAUUAAGCAAAAAGACCUAUCCCAACUUUGAUAAGAUUAAAAGGAAAAUUCAAAAUGACAUUGACAAUCAAACCACCAAGGAGAGCAUGAAGAAUCGGCCCGAGUUAGAUGUGGUGACCUUGUCGAGUCCUAAAAGAAAACCGCUGCAAAAUAUCGUUAGAGUGUCUUAUAGACCGAAAAGCGGCAAACGAAGCCCUCCAAGAGCCAGCACAAGUCCUAAACACGCCAUCCCAGAAAUCAAAAACAGAUCUCUCUAUGACACAGAUACAGAAAGCGAACAACACAUUAAAGCAAACCAAGAGAGAAAUAUAUCCGGCAAAUCGGAUAUACUUCCGGUUUACUCCCAAGUAGUGCAAGAGUUUAAAAACACGACAAAUUCAAAUCUAGAUAAGUCAAAUUUUAUAGAUGUAGAGAGUUCUGAUACGGAUAAACCCCAGAAAACAUCACCGAGGGACGGUCAAAAGGGGGUGUUAAAAAACUACCCGUCCGUGAAUUCCCUUUCUAAGAAAAAAGUCUUUUUCGAUCUGGAGUCUGAAUCUAGUCGAAUCGAGGAUGCGCCCAUGGUUCAGAAGACUGGUGGGAGCACCACCAGUAUAGCCAGUUCGAUUUUGGGGGAGAAAAUGGACAGUUCGAAGGACCGGGAAGCACCGAGUAAGAAGGAAGAGAAACAGGAGGAGAAGGAUUUGGAGGAACUAAGCGAUUUUGAUUUGAGUGAAUUAUAGUAAGAAGUUGAAGGGAUAAACGACCCAGGGACAAUUUAGAGAUAUCUUUGAAAACCCAUCGCUAAGACUUAACAGGAAAUUUAACCUAGUCAGUACAAACUAUUUUUAAGCUCAUCUAACUAUAUUUUUAGGAUCUCAUUUUAUACGAUGUUUUAAUAUAAUUUUAAGUAGACAAUUAUAUAGGCAAUUUGAUGUUGCAUGCAAGACCUGAGUUGUUCAGACGUGUAUACGGUUGUCGUUGUAAAUACAUACACUUUAAUUUACAAUUUAAAGAUGCAACGAAUAAUAACCAUUUAUCUUAAAUAAAAAUAUUGUAUGCGAAUAUUUAA